Messenger RNA from Colletotrichum chrysophilum, 1122 nucleotides. RefSeq lists its product as uncharacterized. NCBI's taxonomy places the organism in Eukaryota, Fungi, Ascomycota, Sordariomycetes, Glomerellales, Glomerellaceae. The record is from RefSeq and is a predicted model, not a curated record. The coding region runs from base 1 to 1122 and encodes 373 amino acids. Gene Ontology annotation, molecular function: protein binding. The transcript is spliced from 2 exons.
AUGAGAUCGUCCCGUGUACUACUUUGGCUAUGGCUCGCGGUCUCGCAGCAACCAAGCCCGAUUUUCGGUUAUGACGGCAGCGAAGGUGACGCGCAGGUUCGCGAUCGUGUCUGCGACUCGGAUUCAUGUCACGAGCAGAGCCAUUUGGGAGUUCUCGACACAGGCGGCGACUUCCCCCUCGCCGACGGGGCCGUGCCGGAUGGACUGGGCGAUUCCGAGGAGAUUCGCGUCCGAUAUGGAACAAAUCUCAAAUCAGAAGAUGGGCUGUGGGAGGUUCGCCCCUCGCCAGGUAAGGGCCUCGGCAUCUUUGCACGGCGCAAGAUUCCCAAGGGCACGCGCAUCAUCGACGAGACGCCGCUCUUCACGGUCGACCCGGGGAGUCUGGUGAGCGGGCAGGGGUUUGCCUUCGAUGCGAUCGCGACGGCCGUCGACAGGGCCUUUGAGACGCUCAACGCGACGGCGCGGGCGGCGUAUCUGUCGUGCCCGGAGCACCGCGAGAUGGACGACGCGGCGUUCAGCCGGGAGGCGCUCAUUUUCCGGACGAACGGGUUCACGAUGGCUGGCGGGACUAUCGGCAUCUUUCCGCGCAUCGCGAAGCUCAACCACGCGUGCACGCCGAACUCUGCAAGCGUGUCCGUCGACGGGAGGAGGAUCAUCUGGGCCGGAAGAGACAUCGCGGCCGACGAGGAGGUGACGGUCACGUAUGCGCCGCUCACGGAGACGACGGAGGCGAGGAGGGCUAGGCUUGCGCAGUGGGGAUUCGAAUGCAGUUGCCAGUCUUGCUCGGCGAGGGACGAGGGCGCAGGAGCUGCCGACGAUUUGAAGAGAGUGGAGAUGAAGAGGUUGAUGGGGUUGAUUGAGCGGGAGCUUGGGAGCGACUCAUUUGGAGGAGACGUGUCGCCUUAUGCGGAGAAGCUGGUGAAGCUUGUGGAGGAGGUCGGCCUGGUGGACUACCUCAGCAAGGCGUACAAAUAUGCUGCGUAUGCCGCGUCACGAGCUGGGAAGUACGGCGCGGCGAGGAAGUGGGCGAAGAAGGAGUUGAAGAUCCAUGAGAUUGCGGACGCGGAGUCGGUCUAUGCCAAGGACACCAAGACCUUCAUAGACUCACUUCCCCUGUUCUGA